Thamnophis sirtalis is the source of this 637-nucleotide messenger RNA. The record is from RefSeq and is a predicted model, not a curated record. Lineage: Eukaryota; Metazoa; Chordata; Lepidosauria; Squamata; Natricidae.
UUCAGUUCUGAGAGUCGAGUCUGAGCUCAGAAAUCAGCUCUUGCAAAGACAGCUGUGUCUCGGGAUGGCAGCGAUGCCCAGAUGGAUGCUCAUAGAGUGCUAGGGACGUCAGGCAAGUGGCACAGGAGCAGAAGUUGUGGCCUGUCUCUUGCGGAGCAAAUUAGGUUCCAUUCAGACUGGAUAUGCAGGAUUCAUUGUCUUAAGCAAUUGGUUAAAAAACUUGAUUUGCUUUAACCCAGAGAGCCCUUUUGGCUAUCAUUAGCCUGACUUAUUUCAAAGCCAUCCAUAGGAAGUUUGGAGUGCAGUACAAAUCGACUCUCCCCCAUUGUACACACUUCAAUCAGCACCAUGUCGACGUCUUCACUGCGCCGUCAGGUGAAAAAUAUUGUACAUAAUUACUCUGAAGCCGAAAUCAAGGUUCGCGAGGCUACAUCAAAUGACCCUUGGGGCCCAUCUAGUUCUCUCAUGUCUGAAAUUGCUGAUCUCACCUACAAUGUAGUAGCCUUCUCAGAAAUCAUGAGCAUGAUCUGGAAGCGUCUCAACGAUCAUGGGAAAAAUUGGCGUCAUGUCUACAAGCUUCUUCUGCUUCAUCGUCUUUGGCAAAUGCCCCAGUAGAAGCAGAGCAAGCAUGGCCCCA